Corythoichthys intestinalis (scribbled pipefish) is the source of this 738-nucleotide messenger RNA. RefSeq names its product galactose-specific lectin nattectin-like. Lineage: Eukaryota; Metazoa; Chordata; Actinopteri; Syngnathiformes; Syngnathidae. Gene Ontology annotation, molecular function: signaling receptor activity. The record is from RefSeq and is a predicted model, not a curated record. Bases 91 to 567 code for a protein of 158 amino acids. The transcript has 7 exons.
CAUGAACCACUGCCAGAAUGUCAAACCCAAGACACUGUAUAAAAGGAAGCACAGAUGUAGUCCUCGGUAUCAGACACUACAACAGCAAAGAUGGCAUUGGCUCUUCGCUCUCUCUUCCUCCUUUGUGGGUUGACUGCACUGUUGACAGGAGUCGGCUCCUUCCCUUCCAAAAUUUUCAAAGACGUGAGCUGUCCUGAAGGAUGGACACAGGUGGACUGCAAGUGUUAUAUCUACCAAGAUGAAGACAGGGACUUUGCAGAUGCAGAGGCCGUUUGCAACAUUCUAGGUGGCAAUAUGGUCUCCAUUACCAGUGACUUGACGAAUGCGGUUGUGCAACAGCUGGGUAAUGACGCUGAUCAAGUCUGGAUUGGACUUUAUGAUAGCAUUGAGGAGGGAAGCUACUUUUGGACUGACGGCACAAACAAUGAUUACGAUAACUUUGCUGAUAUGCAACCUGACAGUACAAGUGGUGAUUGUGUAGAGAUGGAAACAUCAAAUGGAGAAUGGAACACUGAUGAUUGCACUAGCGCUCGUGCCUAUGUUUGCAUUAGGGAUGCUGGCCACUAGGUCAUUCUUCUUGGAAUCCUGUCUUCUGUCACAAUAGAGUUCCUUGAUCAUGACGACUCAGCGGCGCGAUAACGACCUUUAAGGGUGUCCUUGUGCUUUAGGGUUCAAUAUAAUCUCUCCUUUUCUUCCACGAAUCUCAAUUGUAAUUGAAAAGAGUAAUAAUGUGUCACC